GCUCCUUAUCAUCUAAACAAAGAAAGUUGAAGCAGCUGAGAUAUUUGUAAACCCUGAAGAGAAACAGAGAGACAACAAAUAAUGGAUGAUGUUAUCCCACAAUCUGAGAGCCUGAGCCUGAGGAUUCCGUCCAAUCAUAGCCCAAAAGGUGAUCAUGAAGCUAAUGGAGGUGAAGGGAAAGCAGAAGUUGCUAGCUUGAGCUCUGGAGCUGGAGAAAAUGGUGGAGAUCAUAAAGAAGGUGGUGAAGAUGGAGAAAAGAGUGGUGGGCUUAUAACCAGCUUCAUCUCCAACUUGGUGUCGCCAAGGAGUACUAAAUCCGGGGAGUUUACUAAGCGAAAAGUUGAAGAUGAAGUUGAGACCGGUGAGAUAGUGAAUGGUAAGACAGAGCAAGAUUUGGGUCGUGGUGAAAAUGGUGGAGGUGUGAUUUCAAGCAUGAUUUCCAACUUCUUCAAUCCAAGUGAGGAAGAGAAAAUAGUAGAGGAGGUGAAAGAUGGUGGAAAUAAGAGGUUGAAGAUGGAUGAGGAGGAAGGAGGUAAAGGAGGCCUUAUUGAUAACAUUGUCUCUCACUUGCCUGCAUCAAUUCCAGAUGAUGCAGCUCCCUCAACUGAUGAGGCCUCCAUUCUUAUUCAUUCCUGUGUCAAAGAUUAAGCAGAUCAUGUUUGCCUCUUCUCACUGACUACAACAUGUUGCUGAUGUUUCUUUGUUUUGUAUUUUCUUGUUGUUGCUGUUGUUAAAUUCUCAUUGUUGUUAAUUAGUGAGUACAUUUUAUCAAUGAAUUGGUAUUCAAAUCU
This is a messenger RNA of Fragaria vesca subsp. vesca, 791 nucleotides long. RefSeq lists its product as uncharacterized. Lineage: Eukaryota; Viridiplantae; Streptophyta; Magnoliopsida; Rosales; Rosaceae. The transcript has 2 exons. The coding region runs from base 82 to 648 and encodes 188 amino acids. The record is from RefSeq and is a predicted model, not a curated record.